Molecule: messenger RNA, 3284 nt
Organism: Alternaria rosae
Lineage: Eukaryota; Fungi; Ascomycota; Dothideomycetes; Pleosporales; Pleosporaceae
Product: fungal-specific transcription factor domain-containing protein
Exons: 7
Coding region: 347-2971 (874 amino acids)
Biological process (GO): DNA-templated transcription; regulation of DNA-templated transcription
Molecular function (GO): DNA binding; zinc ion binding; DNA-binding transcription factor activity, RNA polymerase II-specific
Source: RefSeq, a predicted model, not a curated record
CCUCGCCUACGUACGUACAUACCUGCCUACUCGUACACAACAUGACGUCGCCGACCUCGACGCCCAUUGGCCACGGCACAAAGCGCCUUCCUCUAAUGAGCGCCCUCCUCGUUUCGAAAACUACCCGAUUAUGGCUCAUACUGUUCAAUGCGUACUGUAAGGUUCUCUGCCGGAAUGCUCCCCCGUUCCGUCACCACGACGCAGCUGCUGCUCCAACCAGGACUGCACUCGUGACCCCACGCUACGACCUCCAGGCGGCCGUUGUCUCCGCCUCAGUCUCUCCUCUACCGCUGCUUCUGCGCACGUGCUUCGCUCCUUCUCCCAGCACCUGGUGACGUCCGAGUGAAUGGAUAACGGCCGCUACCCGCCCGAGGGCUCCAGCUCCAGAGAGGCAAAGGUGGCCAUACCAAGAAUUCCCGGCCAUGGAUACCAGAUGCCGCCUGCCACACGAACACCUCGAGCCCGCACCGAAGUAGUGAACAAGGCUUGCACGCAGUGCCGUAAACGAAAGAUCAAAUGCUCUGGCAAUCGUCCGCAAUGUAUCAACUGUCAACGGCAGGACCAUGAUUGUCACUACGACCUGGAGCGCAAGGACCGCCUCAAAGGAGCCCAACGCAAAUCGCACGCCUUGACUGCACUCUUGAUUGAAGUGAGCAGCCAGCUUGACGAUGAGAGCAAGAAGAGAGUUGAGGAUACCUUGGCAUCCUUCGAAGACGACACGCCGCCUCCUCCACCAACCCCUGCCCUCUCUCAUGGCAAGCGUGCAAGAAGAGCCUCAUCCACUCCUGCCAAUGACGACGCUCUGAGCGCCACUUCUGUAGAUGGCGGGGAAGCUCACGUCUCAGCUUCGGUCGGCUCCAAUGAAGACCUAGACUUCGUUCAGGAAGACCUUCUCAACACGGAUGCGGCAGACAACACGGGCUACAUGGGUCACAACUCGCACGUUCAGUGGCUGCGAGCCCUUGAGACCAAGAUUGAACAGCCCGAAGGUGAACCUGCUGAUAUGCCAUACGGGCCGCCAGGAGCUGACGGCGACGCCUUUAACAAGCGUGCUGAAGCCCUCCACGGCCGUCAACGGCUCAACCACGGUCGCCCACCUAUCCAUCAAGACAAGUUUUCUGGCUACUACUUCUACCUCGACAAAUCCAACAUCGACAUUGAUGUUGGUGAUCCACACGUCAUACCCUCUGUUGAGACUGCCGAGAGGCUGUUCGAUUACUACAAAGCAUACGUUCACAGCCCAUUCCCCAUCCUAGGUGACACGUUCGAAGCUCAACUGAAAACGUACUUUGCCAAAGACCAGGGUAGCCCUACGCUGAUUGUCUGUCCAAAGUGGAAAGCUGUUAUGAAUCUCGUCUUCGCUAUUGGUGCACGCUAUUCUCAUCUCAUCGGUGCAGAAUGGCGAGCCGACGACCGUGAUCACUUAGUGUAUAUGUGGAGAGCAGUACAUCUUCUGCAGCUUCAAAGCAUCGAUACUCUCGUUGCACAGCCAGACCAAGCGCUGAUUCAGGCAUUCGGACUUCUCUCUUUUUACUACCUCACAAUAGGUCAUGUAAGCAGAGCUUGGUACAUGGUUGGCAUCGCCCUUCGACACGCACAGGCCGCAGGCCUGCACCUCAGACACGAAGAUCCUUCCAUGUCUCCCAAGAGGAAGAAGGCACUAGCCCAGAUUUGGUGGUCACUUUACUCCAUUGAAUGCGUCCUUACUUGCAUAACUGGACGUCCUCGCACUGUAAGCGCCAUUGACUGUACAGUACCGCCACCAGGCGCGAAGGGUACUGAAAUGGAGACGGCAUCUCGUGAAACCACUACAUCAGCUGCAGUCAGAAAGGGAUCCGACUCUUCUGCCGGCGAGCCCACAAUCACGACCAGCAUAGAUCUGUUUGACGUAGCCUACGUCAGGAUCGAUAUCCUCAUGGACAAGAUUCUGUCUGGCUUAUACUCCGCACAAAAGUCCGCCAAGUCGUGGAAGGCUGCUCAAAAGGAGAUUGCUUCGUUAUCUGACGAGUUGGAAGCCUGGGCUCUGCAUUCUCUGGUUCAGGGCCCCACAGCAGCAACCGAUCCUACAUCGGAGAACAACUUGAGUCGAGAACAGCUGUUGCUCUAUAUCUACUACCAUAACGCUAAAAUCUGCAUCACUCGGCCCUGCCUCUGCCGGUUAGACCUGCGCAUAAAGGGACAGAGCGAACAGUCGACUCGAUUCAACCAGAAAUCUGCCGAGGCUUGCAUAGGUGCAGCUCUAGACAUCACCUCCAUGCUGCCAGACCCUCCAAACCCUGCAUGGUUUUAUGAGCACGGCCCAUGGUGGUGUGCUGUUCACAUAAUUAUGCAAGCCCUUACAGUCUUGCUUCUUGAGUUGUCAUUAGAUGGUAUUCAUUUAACGGUCGAAAAGUCACACAUUACAGCCUGCGUUGACAAGCUCAUAAGAUGGUUGAGUUCAAUGAAGUCGGUCGACGCAGUCAGCGAGAGCGCAUACAACGUCGUGGCCAGAGUCAUGAACAAGCAGACCAAAGAAGAAGCGGCUCAUCGGCGAUUACCUCAGCCACAACCGACGGAUCAGUACCAGAAACAGCAAGGUGUAGAGGACAUGGCCUUUGACCUACAGCAGCCAUAUCAGCCGUACAGUCAACCUCUUGCGUUGCAACAGUCAGGUGUUGCAUGGCCAAGCGCUGACCCUAUGAACAGCAACAUCUAUUCGCAGUCCAACACAGGCAACUUCUAUCUCUACGACGUUCCUGGAACUGGGUAUUUGAAUGAUCCAACUGCGGGGCUGACGGACUUUGGUCAGCCACUGAAUCUGUUCUAUGGAAAUACCUACGAGUCGACUUUCGAUCAGUGGGAAUGGGACCCGGCCGCUUUUCUGGAUCCAGAUCACCCGCCAGGUCAGGGUCAGGAUCAAAGCGGGUACCAAGGGGGUCAAGGUAAUCAAGGAUAUGAAGGAUAUGAAGGAUAUGAUCCUGGUGGCGGCUAGGUGUGUCGCGUACACUCACCAGCAUUGUGAAUGGAAGACAUAUGAAAAUUGCUCCUCUGGGCACAUUCGUUCAGAACAAAAUAGAGAGAGAUAGAGACAACGACGUUACUGAGCAAUCAGCAACUGUAGUCUCCUUGUACAACAUCAGAAAAAGCAUAUAGUAUACCACACAAAUGCUACUAAUUUACCAGGCUUACUGUUACUCCCACAGCCAUAAACUGUGUCCCAAUGUUGGUGCCGUUUCCUGUCUUGGCACACAUGUCUUGGAUAAUAAAGAUGGCCUCAGGAUACUUGUCACCCUUCAUGUUAUGAC